UCAAUGGGCGUUCUACCUCACCGCCACGUAGUGCAGAUUCCAUUGUUUGAUUGUUUAUUCUUUUAUUACUUGAUCUUUUUUGUAUGUUUUAGUAUUUUGUCGUUAAUACAUGUGUUCUGUUUUGUAUGAUGUAACAAUGUAAAUUGUUGCUUUGUAUUUUGUAUAAUACAUUUUUUUUAAAACGUAGUACAGAUUCCAGACGUUAUGGGAAAUGUUUCACCCAUCCAUCAGACAUCGAAUUCAGAGUAGUCUAAAUAGAGUAUAUUCUUGUUAGGCAUUACUCCACCACCUGUUACUAUUUGCACAUAUUCUGUAAUCGUUCCAUCGUGACACAUGUAUGUAUUUAAAACCCGUUCUCAAACUGACAAAUAAUUAAAGCGAAUUUUUACUUCUUCAAAAACAUGAUAGCAAUCGGUAGAUGUCCCCAUAUGACCGUCCAAUCUGCCAAGUCCUCCAGUAUCCCAGCAGGCCACAAUAACCGGAAAGUACAUUGGGGGUAAAGCGCGGAUUCGGAAAAAACAGUUUUGAGAAGGAAGCUAACAUUUUAGUGCUGUUUAACUAUAUGCAUAACGGAUUAAUUACCUUUCAGAUCGCUGUAAAUGUGUAUACGUUACUGAGCUUGUGAGUUUAAAUCGCCGAAUAGUAUGUUUUUAUUUUCUUUCACGUUACCAUGACUUCGUAGCCACAGUCACACUGGCCUGCACGCGGGCGUUCGUGCCUUUCAAAGCUAGCUAACAGCUAUCGAACAGUCAGUUAGAUAAAGUUUGACUAACUAGAAACUUGGUUGUUGCUUAAAAAUGUCAGGCUUUAAUUUCGGAUCCGGGUCUAUUGGUUCCACCAACGCUGGCGGAGGGUUUUCGUUUGGAGCCGCUGCCAGUACCCCAGCUGCAGCAGGUACAGGUGGGUUUACUCUGGGUGGAGCUCUGGGUGCUACAGCCCCAGCCUCCACCACCACCACCUCUUCUCUGGGCCUGGGCGGGUCACUAUUCUCACAAAAACCUACUGGGGGGUUCUCCUUUAACACUCCUGCCUCAGGUGCCCCAGCAGCCUCUACAGCCCCUACCACGGGCUUCAGUAUGACCUUCAAUAAACCCUCUGCCUCGGCCCAACCCUUCUCCCUCACUGCAGCCUCCUCAGCCCCCACAGGGGCAGGACUGACACUAGGCUCAGUCCUCACCUCCACUGCGCCACAGCAAGGAGCCACAGGAUUCUCUCUCAACCUAGGGGGUGUGGCCGCAAGUACAGCCCCAUCCACAGGUCUAUCGCUGGGUUCCAGUAUGUUCUCUAACAUGGCUACUACUGGUCUGAGUCAGUCCACUCUUGGAGGACUGGGGUUUGCUUUAGGUUUGGGCCAGACCACUCUCGGAUCAGGGGGGUUGACGUUAGGUUCCCUGGCCUCUACCUCCACGGCGGUGUCAGCGGCCCCCAGCCUUGGACUGGGAGGAGUUGACUUCAGCACCUCCUCAGAGAAGAAAAACGACAAAUCAUCAGGGGCCAGCCCACAAGACAGUAAAGCUUUGAAAGAUGAAAAUUUGCCUCCAGUCAUCUGUCAGGAUGUAGACAACUUCCAGAAGUUUGUGAAGGAGCAGAAGCAGGUUCACGAGGAGAUCAGCAGGAUGUCAUCUAAAGCCAUGCUGAAGGUUCAGGACGACAUCAAGAGUCUCAAACAGCUGCUGUCUGUCAGCGCUUCGGGACUACAGAGAAACGCCCUGGCUAUAGACAAACUGAAGAUGGAGACUGCGCAGGAGUUGAAGAAUGCAGACAUAGCUCUGCGGACUCAGAAGACUCCCCCUGGACUCCAGCACGACAACACAGCUCCCUAUGAUUAUUUCCGGUGUUUAGUGGAACAGUUUGAGGUUCAGUUGCAGCAGUACAGACAGCAGAUAGAGGAACUGGAGAAUCACCUUACUACACAGGGCAGUGGAUCACACAUCACACCACAGGAUCUGUCACUGGCCAUGCAGAAGUUGUACCAGACGUUUGUGGCUCUGGCUGCUCAGCUCCAGUCAGUACACGAGAACGUCAAGACCCUGAAGCAGCAGUACCUGGGAUACCGCCGGGCCUUCCUGGAGGACUCCACGGACGUCUUCGAGUCCAAGCGGGUGGCCAGUAAGAAGUGGCAGAGUGCCCCACGCAUCACCACUGGCCCCGCCCCCUUCAGCAGCAUCCCCAAUGCCGCGGCGGUCGCCAUGGCAGCCACGCUGAGCCAGCAGCAGCAGCCCGGCCCAGGUUUUGGAAGCAACAGUAGUUCAGGGUUUAACUUCAGUAGCCCCGGCCUCAACGCGUCUGCAGGCCUGACGUUUGGCGUGUCCAACCCUCCCGCCACGGGCUUCGGCACUGGAGGUCCACUGCUGCAGCUCAAGAAGCCCCCGGUGGGAAACAAGAGGGGCAAGAGAUAGAGGGGCAAAGGGAACGGUUAGGAUUUGGGGAGGGUAAGCUGAUCCUAGAUCUGUGACUUCCAGAACUGUCCAAGGUUGUUUAAUGGGUCACAGUCCAUGUAGGUGGAUUUGGGAGGGUACGUUUAUUCUAGACCUGUGCCUAAGGGCGACUUCUAGAGCUGUCCAGGGGAGGUCGGGGUGUAACAGUCUGUCCCAGAUCUUUAUUUUUAUACCUGACAGGGGAGCAGAGGGUUUGAGGGAGGGGGUUAUGCAGGACCAGGGUGGAUAAGGUUCAUAACCUGUGUUUUGUUCUUUUUAAAUGUCCUCAUUAUUGUUUCAUCAUGAUUGCUUAGUUUUUGUAGAGUUUUUAUUUUAUACUCUUUGUAAGUGUUUGUUGUGUGUGCAAGGAUGCAUGCAAGGGAGAGAACUGGCUGUGCUGAAUGUCCCACACAGCCUCAAAUUAGAACCUGAAAGGGCACCAGAACACACCAAACAUGCACAAACGCAUACGUACAUUUCCUGUCAAGUGUAAGUUUAUGCAGUGUGUGUGUGUCAAUAGACCGUGGUGUUGUUUUAGGGCUGGUGGAUGAUGAGGGUAUUACGGUCUGUGCUUUUCCGUUGUCUAUUCUGAUUCUCUCUGUUACCAAAUAGUGACGUCAUCCUGUUCUAUUCAUUUGAGUUUAAGUGUAAACCUGUAUUUUCAAACAUCAGUUUAAUAAUAAAAUUCCUGAUGUUGAUGAUGGUU
Molecule: messenger RNA, 3123 nt
Organism: Oncorhynchus kisutch (coho salmon)
Lineage: Eukaryota; Metazoa; Chordata; Actinopteri; Salmoniformes; Salmonidae
Product: nucleoporin p58/p45
Exons: 12
Coding region: 798-2399 (533 amino acids)
Biological process (GO): nucleocytoplasmic transport
Cellular component (GO): nuclear pore
Molecular function (GO): structural constituent of nuclear pore
Source: RefSeq, a predicted model, not a curated record